CUUUAUUCUGUGUAGCACAUUCCUGGAUUUUGACGGAAGCCCAUUCUCUGGUCAUGCUGCUCCCCACCCCUUCCCCCGCCCCCUUUAGCUGCCUCUCUCAGUCAUGGUCUUUCUUCCUCUCCCGAGCGCUGGGUGUGGCUUAUACAUUAGUUAUGAGAUGCAGCCCCUAUUUGCUCAGCUAAUGAUGUAUGCUGGGUUCAGUGGCGGCGUGGUUCUGGAGGCAAGUAGGACCAGCUCCAGGGGUAAAUGUAAUUGGAAACCAGGGCUUUCACCGUCAUAGCUCAGCUACUUUCCAUUCAGUUUUAGGUGCUUAAUUGAGGAACAGAGAGGAUUCCGGGUGCCGGCGCAGUGGAGAGAGCCCUGAGGAUUGCUUUACAAAGAAACUCGGACUACCCGGAGCAAAAAAAUUUCAAGACUGAUACACUUGGGAAAUUAAGAAUUUCUGGUUAAAAAAAAAAUUUUUUUUAAAAAUUAAGAAGGAAAGAAAAAGGAAUAAAGUCACUGGCUUUUGGAAGCCAGAGGGACACUGAUGACUUUGGCUGGCUGAUUUCCUCCAAACUGGGAAUUUUUUUUUUUUUCCCUUGGAUCUUAAAUUGCAGAUUUGAAGAGAUGACAUUUCUGGCAAUCCAAGUGUUGAUUGGGGCAUUUGUUUAUUCUGGCUGUGUAAAAGGAUCUUCACAGCCCCAGGCAAGAGUUUAUUUAACAUUCAAUGAGUUGCAGGAAACCAAGACCUCUGAAUAUUACAGUCUUUCCCACAAUCCAUUAGACUACAGGAUAUUAUUAAUGGAUGAAGAUCAGGACCGGAUAUAUGUGGGCAGCAAAGAUCACAUUCUGUCUUUGAAUAUCAAUAACAUAAGCCAGGACCCUCUGAGUAUUUUCUGGCCUGCAUCUGCAAACAAAGUUGAAGAGUGCAAAAUGGCUGGCAAAGACCCUACACAUGGCUGUGGAAACUUUGUGCGUGUGAUACAGGCUUUCAACCGUACUCAUCUAUAUGUUUGUGGAAGUGGUGCCUUUAGCCCAGUAUGUACAUAUUUGAACAGAGGACGCAGAUCAGAGGAACAAGUCUUCAUGAUUGACUCUAAAUGUGAAUCUGGAAAAGGGCGCUGUUCUUUCAACCCCAACGUAAACACUGUGUCAGUUAUGAUCAAUGAAGAACUUUUCUCAGGAAUGUACAUCGAUUUCAUGGGUACGGAUGCUGCUAUUUUUCGUAGUUUGACCAAAAGGAAUGCAGUCAGAACAGAUCAACACAAUUCUAAAUGGCUAAGUGAACCUAUGUUUGUAGAUGCACAUGUUAUACCAGAUGGUACUGAUCCCAAUGAUGCAAAAGUGUACUUUUUCUUCAAAGAAAAACUAACUGACAAUAGUGGUACUACCAAGCAGAUUCAUUCUAUGAUUGCUAGAAUAUGUCCGAAUGAUACUGGUGGACAGCGAAGCCUUGUUAACAAAUGGACCACUUUCUUAAAAGCUAGAUUAGUAUGUUCAGUGAUGGAUGAAGAUGGCACUGAAACUUAUUUUGAUGAGCUAGAGGAUGUUUUUCUACUAGAAACAGAUAAUCCUCGGACAACACUCGUUUAUGGUAUUUUUACAACAUCAAGCUCAGUAUUUAAAGGUUCAGCAGUAUGUGUUUAUCAUUUAUCUGAUAUUCAGACUGUGUUUAAUGGACCAUUUGCCCACAAAGAAGGGCCAAACCAUCAGCUGAUUCCAUACCAAGGGAGAAUUCCUUACCCCCGUCCUGGCACUUGUCCAGGAGGAGCCUUUACUCCAAACAUGAGAACAACGAAAGAGUUCCCAGAUGAUGUUGUAACCUUUAUUCGGAAUCAUCCCUUAAUGUAUAAUCCCAUCUAUCCAAUCCACAAAAGACCUUUAAUUAUCAGGAUUGGCACAGACUACAAAUAUACGAAGAUAGCUGUAGAUCGAGUAAAUGCUGCUGAUGGAAGAUACCAUGUCUUGUUUCUUGGAACUGAUCGUGGCACAGUACAGAAGGUUGUUGUUCUGCCUACUAAUAGCACAGCUAGUGGAGAACUCAUUUUGGAAGAACUUGAAGUUUUUAAGAAUAAUGCUCCUAUUACAACAAUGAAAAUUUCAUCCAAAAAGCAACAGCUAUAUGUGAGCUCCAAUGAAGGGGUUUCCCAAGUGUCUCUACAUCGCUGUCACAUCUACGGGACAGCUUGUGCUGACUGCUGCCUAGCAAGAGAUCCUUAUUGUGCCUGGGAUGGUAGUUCUUGUUCCAGAUUCUAUCCAACAGGAAAGAGGCGGAGUCGUAGGCAAGAUGUGAGACAUGGAAAUCCAAUGACUCAAUGCAGAGGAUUCAAUCUAAAAGCAUAUAGAAAUGCAGCUGAGAUUAUUCAAUAUGGAGUAAAAAAUAACACCACUUUCCUUGAGUGCACUCCCAAAUCUCCACAGGCAUCUAUCAAAUGGCUGUUACAGAAAGACAAAGACAGAAGGAAAGAGGUCAAACUUAAUGAAAGAAUCAUUGCCACGGAACAAGGACUCCUAAUUCGUUCUGUCCAAGAUUCUGAUCAAGGACUCUAUCACUGUAUUGCAACAGAAAACAGUUUCAAGCAAACGAUAGCCAAGAUAAACUUCAAGGUCUUGGAUUCAGAGAUGAUAGCCUUUGUGACUGACAAGUGGUCUCCCUGGACCUGGGCCAGUUCUGUCCGGGCAUUGCAAUUCCAUCCAAAGGACUUUGUGGGGGCAUUCAGCCACUCAGAAAUGCAGAUGAUUAACCAGUAUUGCAAAGACACCCGACAACAGAGUGCCUCUACACAAGGAGAUGAAUCUCAAAAGAUGAGGGGGGACUAUGGCAAAUUAAAGGCUCUCAUCAAUAGCCGAAAAAGUAGAAACAGGAGGAAUCAGUUACCUGGAUCAUAAUUUUUGUUUCCCCUAUUAGUACAGCUGUUUUUCUUUUAUUUCUUUAUGCUCCCAGUAUGUUGGUUCAUUUUUGUUUUCUCAGAGCAUACUUUGAGCAAAGAAUUUGUUGGAAUACCCAACAAAAUCUUUUACCCCUAUGUGAAAAAUGCAUUGUAAAUGAACUUAAACAUGCAUUUCCUUGUAAAAUUCUGACUAGCACUAGGCUUAUCACAGUCCUCAUGGUGCAUAUAAAUUUUUAAUUUAACCCAGAGUCUAAUUUAUGAAUUACCUUCCCUUCCAAAACCAAUGUUGCUACCUACAGAAGUAUAACUAGAAUAUCUUUCAGUUCAGAUCAGGGAAGCAAUGUUUUGAUUUUAUUUCCUGAAGUACAAUUAUAAUUUGCUAACUGUUUUUUAUGGUUUUAUAUAUGGAAACAAAUACCAGGUUUACAACUUUCAUUUAUGCUGAAAAGUCACCAAGUACAUGGAGGAAAGAAACUGAUAAAUAUAUUAUAUAGCAGAUUUUUUUAAGAUGAUAAAAGAUAUGUUGAAAAUUGCAUGAAUAAAUAGUACAUAAAGAAAAAAAUAUUUAUGUAUUUUAAGUGAAACACUAUUUGCAAAAGGUUCCAAAAAUUGAAUGUUUAGAUUGCUUGUGUAAAUCUUUGAAUAUUUAUUCCCUAUGAUAUACAUGCUUGCACCAAAGUAAAAUGCAUCUUCAACAUCAUAAAGUUCUGUUAUGUGAGCUGUCCAAAGGAAUUAUAAAGAGGUAAAAUAAGAGAAGAAGAUAAAGCUGACAUCCUUCUUCCCAAUUAGAACAGCCUGAUUUUUGAGCUUUUUUGUUUGUUUGUUUUUGUUUUUGUUUUGUUGUUGUUUGUUUGUCCCAAACAAUAGACAUUUUUCUCACAGUGGACAAUGCUGCACAACUCCUUAGAAUAUUAUUCUUUGUAAUUGGCUAGUGUUGUCCUGAGAGGCAAAGUUGAUUUUAAAAUUUGGUUAUAUUUAAGGUGCCAAAGGAUGUAUUUUUGGGGAAAAUGAAACAAAAAAGGAAAUUCUUCUACUUAACACAUUUGUAGAAAAAUAAUUUAAAGUCUUCAUCUUUGAUUUUGAAAAAAACAAUUUUUAACACUUUCAUGCAUUUAAAAAAUUCAGUUUUUAAUCCAUGGUACUAUUUAUAUUAAUCUAAUUAUUUCUAAAGGUCUGAGGUAAUAAGUUAGUACAUUAAAUACACUGGUUUUAGAAAUAGCUAUUCAGUAGCUGUACAAUGUUAAAAAAAAAAAUUCUCAAGCUUCCCGAUUUAUGUCAGAAGCGCUUUUGGAGGGAAUUGCUUAAUGUUUAUGGUUCCAUUAAGAACAGUAAUCAGGGAGAAAAAGACUAAAAUGCAAUUUUCUCCUCUAUUCACAUUUACUGAAAGCUCUUGAGUAAAAACUUCUCCCCAACUCUCUCUUUUCUUCCAUUUUUUGAAGUGGAAAAAUGAUCUCACCAUAGACCUCAUCUAAUGUCUAGGACACUAAACCUAUUACUAUGAAUGACAGUCAAUAGAGAAAAAAGGUCCAAUGACCAUCCUACCUAACACUGCCAAGUUACACCUCUUCAAAGAUCAGUCAUUUCCAAAAUGAAUCUGAUCAUUGAUCAGGAUAUAAGCAUAUGUUUUAUUAUUUAAAUAGUUAUAAGUUAUGAUAUAUUAAUAUGGUGGUCUCACUUGGACCUGAAAAAUAGUAGGUACUUAUGGAAUACAGAAUAUUAGUAAUUAGGAUGUGAAAUUUGUUUUUUUUUUUUUUUAAGACUGAAUACAAAUUUCAUGUUCCAAAAAAAUAGUUUCCAAAGCUGCUUCAACUAUAGAUAUUUUGACUGUUAAAAAAUUUUAAAUGUUAAACUAUUAUUUUCUCCUUUGUAAAAGUAGCAGAAAUGUGCAUCAGUGUCUAUAGAUAAUAAUAAUUUAACAAAAAAUCUUCCACAGAAGUUUCAAGAUCUCUGUACAGAAGUGAAAAAUACAAUUACUUUAAGGUAAAUGAUCAGAGUAAUGUAUCCCAUUUCACUCAUAUCACAUAGAUAUAACCUGGUAGGCAAUAUGGAUGUUUAGUUUUGUAAUGUUAUUUGUGCUAUUUAAUAUCUUUUCUUUGGGACAUUAUUAAAAUGUAUAUAAUUUUAUUACUUUUUUAAAGAAAUCUUAUAAACUGCCAAAUGUAAAGAUUAUGUAUCUCCUUGCCCCCAAAAUUUCUUUAAUGUAAAUUGUAUGUUGGUGGCUCCCUUUAUUUUUUAUGUGUAGUUUGUACAGUUUGCUGAUGUAAUAAUAUGUCCUUCAUGAACAUUGGUACUGUAGAUAAAAUGUCCUAGAAAAACAUUUUUAAAGUGCAGGUGGGUGUAUAGUUCUUAGCAUGAUGAAACUGUUAUUACGGUGAAUGUUAACUAUGUCUUCAAUAAGUAACAAAUGUAGCUAGCAUAGUAAUAUUUAAUUGAAUACCUAAAAUAUUAUUUGCUUGAUUAAAAUAAAGUGUGUUAAAAUCACAGACGUUCUUUUAGUUUUUCCCUUCAGGGUGUUGUGAAUCUUCUAUUCAUGUUGUAGAAAGUAACUGGUUUUAAAAUAACAUUCUUUGUUGAAUGAAUUUUAAGAAUUUAACUUCUGCUACCAACUAGCUUUAUCUGUGCUAGCCUUUAGAUAAAGGGGAAAGCAUUUUGGGCUUUCUGGUUGAUUGGCCUAGUGAAUAACAAAUCAGCCUCGAAGGCAAGAAAAUAUGGAUUUAAGAUCUAAAUCUAACUAUCUAAAUCAUAACUUCUCAGUGCUCUAGGCCAAAGCUUCUUAAACUGAGUUGUGGCCUUAUAAGGAAUCAUGUAACAAUGUGGGAGAUAAGAAAUUAUGAUUUUUUAUCAGUAAUUAGUUGAUUUUUAUAACUUGUUCUAGACCUGUAUGGUCAUGUGAAAUUUCUCAGAAGAAAAGGAGUCAUGAGUGGGAAAAAAAUUAAAAAGAUGUAAUUUCCAGGAUAUGUACUUAUUUACCUUCAUAAGAGUUUCCUUAUCUGAGGAUUCCUUAUAUUAAUGAAAUAGUGGCUCCUUAUUCUUAUACCUGUUCAAAAUACCUGGCUAAUGGGAUUAUUUCUAAGUCUAUGUCAUGAUUAUAAAUAUCUAGAUUUCAAAUCAUUCUGCUUUCAAAUUCUGUCAUAAAUACUCCCCACUGAUUGAUGCACUAACCUCAUAAAGUUAUUGUGAAAUAAAGAUAAAAUCUAUAUAUUUGUCAAAAUUUGACCCCUACCUAAAUACCCUAUUGUUAUUAUUAUUAUUAUUAUUGGCUAUGAAAAAGAGGUGAACAAAUUAAUUCCUCUCCUUUAAAUAUUUGGGCCUUUGUUUUCUGGCAGUUCAGUGAAUAUGAUAAGGUAAAUAAGUUUUUUUGUUUUUUUUUUAAGUGGUGUAAGACUCAGUAUGUCCAAGUUUCUGCUUCAAAGUGCCUGAUAUAAGUCAUGGUCCAACAAUCUGCCAUGCUUUAUUGUUAAUGUUUGUAUAAAACAGUUCAAUUUCUACAAAGUAUUGUGCUUCUUUUAUUCAUUACUUUGGAUAUACUUAAUUUUGACAAUGUAUAAAACUGAAUGAGAAAAUGUUUCAACAUAUAUAUGUUGAAAUACUAUUCCAUAUAUGUCUUGUCUUAAACCAUUCAGAUUACAAUUCCUUUUAUGCCUUAUUAGAUGCCUUCCUGAGCAACUGUGACUAAAACCAACUAAAAUUAUCAAUUGAAUAUUUAUGUUGAUUUUUAUUGCCUGAUAAUCUCACAGAGUUUCUGGAUUGGUAAAUAUCUUUGAGCAUAAAAGUUUCUAUAUAAUAAUAAAAGUGUCCAAGUAUGAA
Molecule: messenger RNA, 6680 nt
Organism: Sarcophilus harrisii (Tasmanian devil)
Lineage: Eukaryota; Metazoa; Chordata; Mammalia; Dasyuromorphia; Dasyuridae
Gene: SEMA3C
Product: semaphorin 3C
Exons: 18
Coding region: 610-2871 (753 amino acids)
Biological process (GO): semaphorin-plexin signaling pathway; axon guidance; neural crest cell migration
Molecular function (GO): chemorepellent activity; semaphorin receptor binding
Source: RefSeq, a predicted model, not a curated record